UUGUCUCUAGAAGCUGGUCAUGUGUCCGAAAUUUUCAAGACAGCCCGUCCUGAAAAAAUCUUGCCUGAAGUAAAUACACUUCAAAUCACUCCAGCUAAAGCAGAUGAUAAUGAUCUCACAGAUCUUAAGGAAGAAGAUUUCUGUGGUGGUGAGAACGAUGUUGAGACUUGGUCUAUUUACAAAUUUCACAAAAGUUGGAACUGUAUUCACGGAGGGGAUCCUGGCCGAAACUACUGUAAAGGUGCAGACGCGCUCGCAAAAAGUCUUCGUGCGAUUGUCAAUAAGAGCCCAGAUUCUAAAAAAAUUAAGAAGGCUAACAAGCUUUUGAGUGAUCUUCAGUUCUCCGCAACUUUUAGUUGCCUCGUAACUUUUAGUUCUCCGCAACUUUUAGUUGCCUCCUGGCGUGCCAACAAAAAUAUAAAUCGCUUACGUAAAAAAAGGAUGAAUGAUAACAAUAUAGAUACAGGAACGAACUGUCUACAAUUUUCAUCUUGCUCUGAUGUACGGAUCGAGUCUGUGGAGUCUGUGUUAGCACCAAAGCGAAGAAAAAACCUUUCACUUUCUAAAAAGAAUAAAGAAAUCAUUGAUUUAACUGAGGAUACAAGUGAUCGCAAGCGGAAGACCCAAAGCAAAGAAAGCGUGAAGAAGCGCGCGCGUGCAGAAACUACCGUUGAUGGGAAGGUGGAUGAUGGUCCGAAGACUCCACCUUGGAAACCUCUUGAAGAAAAAGAGACUAAAGAAAUUACUACCCCACAAAAGCCAAAGCUUUGCGAGCGCUCUUCCCAAUACUUGUUAAAACAUAUAUCGGUGAACAUUAAUGAACAGGGUUUGAUCAUGAAAGGUGAUCAAGAUGUUAUAAUUCUGGAAAUUCCAGAUGAAAUUCAACGAUGGCUCAUAAACGUACUAUCGUCUGAAAAGGAUAGGUUCGUUAGUACUAUCAUGGCUUCACUAAACCCCGAACAUAAAUUUCAGAAGAUAUGCAGAAUAAUUCUUUAUGACUUCGAAGGUUUAAUAGAUCGAAAUAUCGGGGAGAGAAAGUAUACCGUAGAGCAAAUUGUGCCAUUGUUCAAGGCCAUACAGUCGGUUUACAGAGAGUAUAAAUUCGACUGGAUCGAGGUUCAACUUGAAUGUAUCAAGGACAUGAAACUUCUGUUCCCGAACUUCGAUUUAACGUUAAACAAAGCGGAUGGUGUCUGCAUGAAAGCCUCGAACAACAAAGAGAUAGUGUUUAUUGAAGUGUCAGGAGGUCCUGAAGCCACUGUAGAAAAGCAUGUGUGGGAAGAUACUGAAAAACUGAUCAAAGAAGCGAUGUUUGGAUUGUCCUUUCAAAUAGCACAAAUCUUACAUAGGCAAUCUAUUUUAGGAGAUCGAAUGACACUAAGUGAAAUCCGCCUCAUUGAGAAGCAUUUUUAUACGGUUUCACAAAUAAAGUAUUUUCUACAUAUGCCUUUAGAUCUUGUAAGAGCUUUAGUAUAUAAACAACACUUAUGUUCGAUCCUUAGAGAGGACUCGAAGGCCAAAAAAAGUGAACUUAAGAAGCUGGCACUCACCAAACUCAUUAAAGAUGUGCCUACGGUUCGAGAUUGGAUCUGGGUUCCAAAAUCAGUCACGGAAUGGAAAGCUAUUGGAGCUUAA
Messenger RNA from Funneliformis caledonium, 1635 nucleotides. NCBI's taxonomy places the organism in Eukaryota, Fungi, Glomeromycota, Glomeromycetes, Glomerales, Glomeraceae. The record is from the annotation of a GenBank genome assembly.